CAGAAGAAGAAGAAGAAGUUGAAACCGGAAACUCCUUUUACUUCAAAACAACAAGCACGAUGGCGGCGACAGACGCAGAAACAGACCGUGAGAAGGGAAAACUGGAAUUCUCUCUGGACGUCCCCUUCCCGUCGUCUCGUGAGGCCGUCAUCGCUCUGCGCUCUCUGUCGCCAGACCGAGAGCCGAGGAAAGGCGGCAUCAGCAAACAGCUCACGCUGUCCGGCAGCACGCUGUCCGUGAGGUGGAGCGCAGAUGAAGCUCGAAUCCUCAGAGUGUCUGUGAACUCGUUUCUGGAUCAUCUGUUGCUCGUCAUGGAGACCAUGGAGAUGUUUGGUCCCCCUGUUUCCCAGUGAAGUGACAAAUAUUCAGAAGUAUUUAGAUUGAGUUUCCAAUCGCUGGACACGACUCAGGUGCGACAAGUGGAAGAAACAGCAACGGAUGUUUGAGCAACUGGCAGCUUAGACUGUGUUUACCUUUGUUUUAUCGCGUAAAAUCUGAUUGUUUAAGUGGCGCUGAGCGGCCGCUGGUUUCAGUCUGGUUGGUUUUUAUUUAAUCUUCCUUUGUAAAAAAUAAAAGGCAGCAGAUCAGAAAGGUAUCAACUGUGUCUUGGCCAUUAGUUCACUUCACAUAUUAAUAUAUAAUAUAAAAUAUUAAACAAAACAAGUCAUGUGAAGACGACUUCUUGGUCUCUGGGAAACUGUGAUGGACACUUUUUAUUCUGUUUUUUAAAUUUUAUAGACUUAAUGAUUAAUCGGGAAACUAAUCAUCAGAUCAGUCUUUUACACUUUAUUUUAACCCCCUGGUAUUUAGCAUUUAUAAGCAGUAUAAUGAACAUUAGCAUACAUAAAAUAAAAGUAGCUCCACCUCAGUGUUAAAAUGCUGCUCCAACAUUGAUGCAUCCAUAUUAAUAAUCACAUUUUUUUUACUUUUCAUAAUUUAAAUAGUUUUUUUUCUUUUAAUAAUUUAGUUUUACUGAAGUAGAAUGUUAAACGCAGUCCUUUUACUGGUAACAGAGUAUUGGCACAUUGUUGUACAGGUAUUUUCGCCUACGGAAAGGACCUGAAUACUUCCAUCGCUGUAGAUAAUUGACGAGGCCAUGCUACACUGAUACAGACCAGCAGAGGGCGCUGGAUGAUCAAAAAUUCAUCUACCUGUUUGUGCUUGCACCUGUUUUUGAUUUUGUUUCAGAGCAACACAAAAAUGUCUUUUUCUCUCAGGAGAGGUGAAAUAAAACAUAAAGUAGUUCAACCUCUCUUUCAACUUUGUAUCCUACUAAGUUAAAUCAAAUUAAAAACAUUAAUUUUGCUGUCCUCGAGUAAA
Molecule: messenger RNA, 1320 nt
Organism: Micropterus salmoides (largemouth bass)
Lineage: Eukaryota; Metazoa; Chordata; Actinopteri; Centrarchiformes; Centrarchidae
Product: EKC/KEOPS complex subunit Lage3
Exons: 3
Coding region: 60-353 (97 amino acids)
Cellular component (GO): EKC/KEOPS complex
Source: RefSeq, a predicted model, not a curated record